Molecule: messenger RNA, 315 nt
Organism: Bipolaris victoriae FI3
Lineage: Eukaryota; Fungi; Ascomycota; Dothideomycetes; Pleosporales; Pleosporaceae
Exons: 1
Source: RefSeq, a predicted model, not a curated record
AUUCGCGAACUAAGCAAACAAUCAACACUGCCUAGUGAUAUCCUCGAGACCGUUGCAGCAGUGCUGAGGAAUAAGAAAAAGGAUAUUAGGGCUUCCGCUAUCACAAUACUAUGCAAACAGGCAACGCUUCCUGAUAAUAUCCUAGAUACCUUUUCAGAAUGGCUAGAGAACAAGGAUAAUCUUGCUGAGGUCACUGAUAUUGAAAUGCUAAGUGAACACCCAGUGUUGCCCAACAAAAUUCUCGAGGUUAUUGCAGCAAAGCUAGACGAUCAGGAUAACUUUGUCCAAGCCGCAGCUGUUGAAACAUUGGGAAAG